AUGGCGUCGGCCGAUGGCGUGGGCGACAUCACCGAGAGGAUCAUGGAGUUUCAGCGGCGGGAGUAUGCCAUGCUUUCGCGCCUCGCGCAGCGGGAGCGAGAGAUGACGAAGCUGGGCCAAGAGUGCGCCGAAGCCUUCUAUGCCUUCGACGACAAUCGCAAGGAUUCUCUGCGCGGCGGCUACGUGGAUCCCGCGGUGAACAUCGAGAUCACCCUCCUGCGCCAACGGCUGCGAGAGAAGGAUCAGGAGAUUUCGCAAGUGCGCGAGGAGCUUCAGAACGCGCAGUUCCAGCCCAACAGCAUCCAGGGCAAGAAGCUGCUGGAUAAGUGUCAACACCUCAUGGAAGAGAAUGCCGAGAUCGCGCGGCAACUGAGCGAAGAGAAAAUGCAGGUGCUCCGCAUUCAGCUCGCAGCCGAGCGACGGAAGCGCUUGCAGCUCCGUCAGAGGAGCGCCUUUUUGGAUCGGUAUGCGGAGCAGGCCGACCAGGAAAACGAGAAGAUGGAGAAGAAGAUCACGGACCUCGGCCAAAGCUUGAAAGAGACCCGGGCCGAGAUCGAGAAGCACAAGAAGGCCCUCAACCCGGAGCUAGAGCACCACCGAGAUAAUGGAAUGUCCCCCACGCGCUUCCCCGGUGCCUACCUGUAA
Molecule: messenger RNA, 645 nt
Organism: Symbiodinium sp. CCMP2592
Lineage: Eukaryota; Dinophyceae; Suessiales; Symbiodiniaceae
Source: the annotation of a GenBank genome assembly